This is a messenger RNA of Linum tenue, 1623 nucleotides long. The record is from the annotation of a GenBank genome assembly. NCBI's taxonomy places the organism in Eukaryota, Viridiplantae, Streptophyta, Magnoliopsida, Malpighiales, Linaceae.
CAAGCUCUCACAACUCGAUCGGUCUCACUUCUCCCGUACGCUACUCACCAAUUCCUCCGCUCCUCCUACGCGCUUCUGCUCUCCGCCUCCGGCCUCCGGCAGCCUCCUUCCUUCCCUUAUUUUUCACGGUUUUAUCUGAAGAGGAAAGUGAUGGGGAAGAAGCUCCCCUUUCAUUGCAUUGAGGAGCUCGACCUCUACAAGUUCCCUCCUUGGGAUCUCCCACAGAAGUCGGUGUUGAGAACUGGAGAUCUGAAGUGGUACUUCUUUUGCCCUAGAGAGAAGAAGUAUGCAAGUGGAACAAGGAUGAAUCGUACUACCGAAUUCGGGUACUGGAAGACCACAGGGAAAGAUAGAACAGUUCUUUAUGAUAAUGAGGUGUCGGGAAUGAUCAAGACUCUGGUUUUCCACCUUGGUAAGGCACCGAAGGGUGAGCGGACUGAUUGGGUUAUGUAUGAGUAUAGAUUGGAGGACAAGAAGUUGACUGAUAGUGGCAUUGCUCAGGACUCUUAUGUCCUUUCUGUUAUCUUUAAGAAGGAUGGGCCAGGACCUAAAAAUGGUGCUCAAUAUGGGGCGCCAUUCAAGGAGGAAGACUGGGAGUUGGAGGAUGAUGAUGAAGAAGAAGUGAAUGAUAUAGGAGCUGCUUUAUGGGCUGGUGGGUCUACUACUCCAUCUAAGGGAUUAUCAGUUGAUCCAAUUAAUUUAGUUCCCGAAGUUACUUGUGUUGUGUCGCCACAAUCAUGUCUAUCGGCUGAGAAAGCAAAUGCAUAUGAUGUACCUGUUACUCCUGAUACUGUCAAUGCUACUACUGAAGGUGUGUCUCAGGCACCUGCUUCUGAAGACGUUCCCGAAGCUCUGCAUGUUGUUCCCAAAGAACCUUUGGAAUCUGCACUAAUCAGUUCCAUUGGGUUGCCUGAAGCUGGAAAUGGGGAGUACGAUGAUGAUUUGCUCUCCAUGUUGGCUAACUUCUCUGAAGAAGCUCCGUUUACACUGGAUGAUUUCCAAAAUACUGAGGUGAUUAAUAAUCCCGAUCAAGUCGGUUUGAUUAGUGAUCCUGAUCAAGCUAUUGCUCUGCCACCCUGUCCAGCUCUGGAUGGCAAUGGAAUCUACAGUAAUAUGGGACAUCUCGGUAACUUUGCCACAUACAGCGAACCUCAGGGCCUGUUCAAUGGCUAUGUUGCUGAACUCGACGACGCAGAUUUCAUGUUCGCUGGUGGGGGAGACGACAAUUUCUUGGAGUUGAUGGAUCUGGACACCCCGUUGAACAACUUCCAACAACAACAACAGCAACAACACAAUCAAUACGGAGAUUCCCAAUGUUCGCAGCAGAACAACAACAACAGCAACAACAACAGCUACUACAACAACAACAAUGUCUGCGAUGAUCUGCUGGAGUUCGUCAAUAGCUGUUGGAAACAUUCCGGCGGCGGCAGAUGAUGGGAGUUCGUAGUGAUUGUAAAUGAGAAAUCGCCCUUCGAGCUGAAGGGGACGAUUGAUUGUCUUUAUUUAUUUGCAUCUGGACUUUCGUUUCUGCAAUUCACACUGCUACAUAUGGUUUUUGACAGUUAACUUGAUUUUUAUUCUCAUUUUAUUGCAGUCGUUUAUUUCAAUAUAUUUCUUUCAUCC